GUCGUUGGGCGACUCGAGGGAGGAGGACCUGACGAACGACGUGGCGUCCACCCUGAGCGGCUUAUUUGGUGGUUUACCGGUACUAGCGGGGCCCCAACGUCUCGCCAAUUCCCUCCGGCAAAAAUUCACUAAUAAUUCGGGUUAUCCCCGGCCCGGCCUGAUGCGUCCCGCUUCGAGCACAGCGCCACCGUACAAGAUUCCAGAUGUGAUCGAUAUUAGUUCAUAUUGAAUGAUCAAGAGUUUGGAUUAUAUUUUAAUGACGAAAGAUUCUUCUGAGUAAGUUUAAACUUCGGUGUGGGUGUAUUGGUGAGAUAGAGUAACCUUUGGCCUUGAAGAUCAGCCAGAAAUCAUCAUGAGUUCGUUCAAAGUACCGAUUGUGGAUUUGGAAAUUGGUGAACUGAAGGACAUAAUAUGGGCAAAACUGCAGGAGCCGGGUCCCCAAAAGAAAUUAGUUCUGGUUAUAGUAUCGAUAGCACUGCUAUUGGACAAUAUGUUGUACAUGGUGAUUGUUCCAAUAAUACCAGAUUAUUUAAAGUAUAUCGGUGCUUUUGAUAAUCCAGAUGGUACACCGAAUAACGCCAGCGGUCAUCAUGGGCAGGAUUCAGCGACGGGUGUUCUAUUCGCGUCAAAAGCAAUAGUUCAAUUGAUGGUGAAUCCCUUCUCUGGAGCUUUGAUCGAUAGAAUUGGAUACGACAUUCCCAUGAUGAUUGGAUUGUGCAUAAUGUUUCUGUCAACAGCUGUUUUCGCUUGUGGCAGAAGCUAUGGUGUAUUGUUUUUUGCGAGAAGUCUUCAGGGUGUUGGUUCUGCAUUCGCUGAUACAUCUGGGCUAGCUAUGAUUGCAGAUCGUUAUACUGAGGAAUCUGAGAGAUCCAAAGCCUUGGGUAUUGCAUUGGCAUUUAUCAGUUUUGGAUGUCUUGUUGCGCCCCCGUUUGGCGGAGCAUUAUAUCAAUUUGCAGGGAAAGAAAUGCCUUUUCUUAUUCUUGCCUUCGUAAGUUUGGCCGAUGGCUUUAUGUUACUUCUCGUGAUGAAACCGCUGAAAGAACAACUAAAGGAGAACAGAGCACGAGAGCACAUUGAAACUGUGCCGAUCUGGCGUCUCUUUAUGGAUCCUUACAUCGCCGUUUGCGCUGGUGCUCUCAUGAUGUCUAACGUAGCUCUUGCCUUUUUGGAACCAACAAUUUCUCUCUGGAUGGAGGACCACAUAACCAGGGACAAUUGGAAGAUGGGAAUGAUAUGGUUGCCUGCGUUCUUCCCUCAUGUUUUCGGUGUGAUAAUCACUGUGAAAAUGGCGAAACAGUAUCCGCAGCAUCAGUGGCUGAUGGCAGCUGGUGGACUUGCUUUGGAAGGACUCUGCUGCUUCAUCAUACCGUUUUCAACAUCUUAUAAAUUCCUCAUGAUUCCUAUUUGCGGUAUUUGCUUUGGAAUCGCUCUGAUCGAUACUGCAUUAUUGCCCACGCUUGGAUAUUUAGUUGAUGUUCGAUACGUCUCGGUUUACGGCAGUAUAUACGCCAUUGCUGAUAUAUCUUACAGCGUCGCUUAUGCUGUCGGACCAAUCAUAGCUGGCGGUGUAGUUGAAGCUAUUGGCUUUACAGCUCUUAAUAUUGGAAUUGCAUUCUCAAAUCUUCUGUAUGCGCCUGUUUUAUAUUAUCUGAGGCACAUCUACGACUUUAAGCCAUUCCAGGACGAGGCCAAUGUUCUCAUGCAAGAUCCACCCGAUAAAGAGUACCAAACUUAUGUCCUUCAAGAGCAGAGACCGAUUUCCGGUGAUGUUGGAAAUCAUUUGACGCAAGGGAGAAUGGAAACAAAUAUUGAUCAGACUAUGGAGCAGGGAUAUCAGUCUAGUUACAAUCAGAGCAGUUCUGGCUAUCAGCAGGAUAAUUAUGGACAGCAAAUGUAUGAUCAGCAAUACAAUCAGCAAGGAUAUACCCAGCAGAGCAGUGGAUAUGGCCAGCCAGCAAUUGGUCAAAGGAACAUUAAUCAAGACUUCAGGGAAAGUGAUACGAGCCAAGAUGCUAAUCCAUUCAGAAGAUCGGCCGAGCCUGAGCGGCCGUCGGGUGAUAACAAUCCCUUCAGACAGGGAAUGUACUAGUGUGAUUUAAUGAAUAAAAGCAGAUGAUAUAUAUUAAAUAAUCAUGGAAUGCAUUUUCAUGGAAUCUGAUACUAGUCUUCAAGCCAGGCUUCCAAUUCACCGAUCGCGUCUACCUCGGGUGGAAAAAAUCUCAAUUCAAAGCUUUUGAGAUGAAAGAGCGAGGGGGGGGGGAGAGAGAGAGAGAAAGAGAAACUAACAAGUGAUAUGAUGUUUUCUUUGUUUUUGUGGUGAAAACAGUGGGGGAGAUUGAAAAAAAAAAAGUGAUAGAUAAUAGAAAAUAGAUUGGAGAAGAAGUUUCGAAUGACGGAUCGGUUUCCAAAUACAACCAUCAUGAUCAUAGGUCAAUAUGGUGUUUACGAGGAUUUUCCAGUCAGCAGGGGAUCUCGUGCAUCACCAGAUGGCAACUACAAUUCAGUUCUUUUUCAAAUUUUGGUUUCUUUUUGGAUUACGUGAAUGUUUUUUUUUAUUGAUUUUAAACGCUGCUGAACCAGGAUAACAUAUCAGGAGACCGGGAUUAAUGGAAAAUGGCUGCAAUUAUCAGUACCACAACCAACUCCCGGAAUCCAAAAAUUAAAUAAUGAUUAGCAAGUAAGUAACUAAGUUUAGGAAAAUAAUUGAUGAAAAAGAUAAUACAAAUAAUUAAGAUUAGUAGGUGCUGGAAUAUGAAAAACAAAAAAGCAGAGUUUGUCAACUUGGAAUUCGAAUAUUUUUUCAUAAUUCUGAGUUUAUUCUCUGGCUCUAGUUGAAUAUGGGUCGGGAGUGCAAGUGCGAAUAUAUGAUUAGGAUUAGAUAAAAUCCGGGUGUAUCAAAUACAGUAGGAUUACAUAUCUGUAUUUUUAUGGGGUUUUUCUAAGUACAAUUUUGUUGGGGGCGUAAAAGCACCGGCUAGUGAAAUAUAAAGUAAUUUUUUUAGAUUUCUCCUUUUUUCAUUUAAAUACGACGAAUGAUUGUAUGCUAAUGUAAUUUUUUUUAUUGUAAUUACACGAAUUCACAUACCCUCUUUUAAAACUAUUAUCAAAAUAACGGUAAAACACCGAAACAAAUAUCAUUUAGCAGUAUGUAAAGGCAAUUUAUCUUCCAGAAUAAUAAAUAACCAUGUAUCCCUCUUUACUUUCACGAUAAAACCAAAAAAUUGCAUUUGAUUUUUUUAUAUUAACAAUGGAGGAUUUAGAUGCGCGAGAAAGACGUGCAUAACAGAUCCUUACCUACUCGUCAAUACUCAUCGAACAUAUUGCAAGUAAUAAAACCCGCAUGGCAUAUACUACGAAUAAUGGCAAUGAAAAAUGAAUAAAUUAUUAUGAAUAAAUACACUUGCAAAAAGGUACGUCUGAGUGCUUGAAAUUUGCAGUGCCUGGUCAAUCGUAAUGAAGCAUUAAUUUACAAAAGAACGAAAGAAUAUGUUAAUAACUAAAUUAAAGAAAAAAUAGGUAUUCAUGCCUCCAGUUGACCCUAUUCGAUAUCGAUGUUGAACUCCCAUUAGUCAGUACUUAUAUAACUGUUGUUAUAUUCAUCUUGUGGUGGAAAAUCACUGAAUAUACCGAACAUAAUCACGGUAUGCUGUUAAAAAAUAUCGAUUGAAAUAUCAGGACUAUUAACUCAGUAAUAAAAAAUUAAGUAUUAUUAUAUAAUUUCAACAAAAAAUUAACAAUUGAAGAAAAUGAGAAUAAAAGUUGAAUCGUGGAGAUGACCAUUUGUGAUUAGAUAAUAAAUUUAAAAGAGCAGUUUUUCUGACGUGGUAUAUUUGAGUAUUAUCUAUAUAUGCUAGAGUGUCGUUUCAUUUUGCCGUAGAGACCUCUUAAAAUCCUUGUAAAUAAAUUCUAAAAAAUACGAAAAGAGUGAAUAUAUAAAAACAGAAGCAUAUCUAU
Molecule: messenger RNA, 3954 nt
Organism: Diachasmimorpha longicaudata
Lineage: Eukaryota; Metazoa; Arthropoda; Insecta; Hymenoptera; Braconidae
Gene: VAChT
Product: Vesicular acetylcholine transporter
Exons: 2
Coding region: 353-2089 (578 amino acids)
Biological process (GO): transmembrane transport; xenobiotic transport; chemical synaptic transmission
Cellular component (GO): terminal bouton; AP-1 adaptor complex; membrane
Molecular function (GO): acetylcholine transmembrane transporter activity; xenobiotic transmembrane transporter activity
Source: RefSeq, a predicted model, not a curated record